UUGGCAACGCGGCAGAUUGCGGCGUCAACGUUGCUAAGCAACGUUGCGAUGAGCUUCACCACCCAGCCGUCUUCUAUCUCUUUCUAAAAUAAGUGUCUAUACACACUUCUUUCUUGUACACAUUGAACUCAAGCCGUCAGACAAUUUGGGUUUUCAGUGUAUAUCUCGAAAAGUACUGCAUGGAUUCUUGACGGAAGCUAAUUACCAUGCCAAGGACGAAUUCUUUUCUUUUUGUUAUAAGUAAACAUAUUUUUUUGUUUAGUUAAAAUAUUUGCUGGUAUAAUAAACAGUCAUUAAUUGAGCCAUUUGGUGAUCAGGACAUGGGCCCUCCACCGUAUCCCGACUUAGGCAAACGCGCCAAGGAUGUAUUCAACAAAGGCUACCACUUUGGCCUGCUUAAGUUGGACUGCAAGACAAAAACAUCUGGCGGCGUCCAAUUCAAUACCGGUGGCACGUCGAAUCAGGAGUCCGGCAAGGUACAUGGAUCCUUGGAAACCAAGUAUACCGUCAAGGAGUACGGCAUUACAUUCACCGAGAAAUGGACCACCGAAAAUACCCUUGGUACAGAGGUCAGCAUCCAGGACCAGAUAUUGAAGGGGCUCAAGCUCGGCGGACAGAUCAGCUUCUGCCCGCAAACCGGCUACAAAUCUGCGAAGCUGAUAUCGGCCUUCCAAAAUGCUCGCGUGGCGAUGAACUUCGAUAUAGACUUGGAUCAGAAUGGCCCCAACAUCUUGGGUUCGGCCGUGGUGGCCCAUCAAGGUUGGUUAGCCGGGUAUCAGGCCGGAUUCGAUGCCAAUCAAUCUAAGCUUACCAAGAGCAACUUUGCCCUCGGAUUCGCCACGAAUGAGUUUGUGCUGCAUACCUCUGUCGAGGACGGUCAGACAUUCGGCGGUUCCAUCUACCAGAAGCUCAGCCCUAAGCUGGAGACGGGCAUCAAUCUAGCGUGGUCUGCUGGCAGCCACAACACCAAAUUUGGCAUCGGUGCUAAGUUCGAUCUUGAUGCGGACGCGGCAGUGAGGGCGAAGGUCGACAACGCCUGCCAGGUCGGACUGGGGUACCAACAACGUCUACGUGAAGGUGUCACCUUAACAUUGUCUGCUUUAAUCGACGGAAAGAACUUCAACAAUGGUGGACACAAGGUCGGUUUAGCUCUCGAAUUGGAGGCUUAAUCAAGACAUUUCACCCUGAUCCGCACUGUGUUAGCGCCACCCCACGUAUUUAAGCUGCUGUAUUGUAGAUAUAUGAUUGAUUGUUUUAAAAGGGACUUUUUAGUAUUAAUCAAAGAUACGUCAUCUUUAUUUGUCCGCAUAUAUAUUGAUUUACAUCAAAGUUUUGAUUUUUUACAUAUAUAUUGUAUAUACAAAUAAUAUUUUUAACAAAAAUUGUAGCAAUUUGCUCUUGACUGUUUUCUCGAUGUUGGAAGGGCAUGUGUAAAGUAUUUGGCAAAUUCAUUAUAUGUCGAAUAAAGUAUUAUGAAAAUCGUUGAAAAAGUGAAGAGCUGCAUCUACUUUUACUUUGGUGUAUACGUUGCUUUAUUUCGGUGGAAAAAUCAUGCGAUAAAAGUGUUAAACAUUCUCAAAUACAGAUUUACAAUUUAACAUGAUUUUUAUUUGGUCCACCUAAAAAGUCGUUAUAUCAAUGAGCAAAGAGAAC
Messenger RNA from Acanthoscelides obtectus, 1653 nucleotides. The record is from the annotation of a GenBank genome assembly. Lineage: Eukaryota; Metazoa; Arthropoda; Insecta; Coleoptera; Chrysomelidae.